UCUCUCUCUCUCUCUCUCUCGGCCCUUGGCGACCGCUCUCUCUCUCUCUUGCCGCUUCUCCUUUCCUUGCACUGACAAGCUCUGCUUCACACUUAGAACACACGCGACUACGCGAGCGACAGAGAGAGUGAGGGGUGGAGGGCGACUGGCGAGGAAGAGAGGUGACGAGGUGGAGGGAGAACGGCGGAAGGUACUCUUUUUUUUUUUUUUCUUUUCAGGACAAAGGAAUGAAAAGGGCAAAAGGCCUUCCGCCUCCCCUCGUCGCCAAGGUCUCCUUUUGACCGUUCCGAUAGCUACUUCUCCUUGUUUUCCAUGAGCGUUUUCUAGCGUUUUUUUUUUGUUCCUCCCAAAAUCUCUCCUUUUCUGGAAAAGCAAUGGCAGAGGAGAAGAAGCCGCUCGACUGGAACACCGCGGAGGAGAAGAAGCUCGAUCUGAGGCUUGGCCUCCCUGGAGAAGGAGAGGACUGGUCGCCGUCGCCGGAGAAGGGAAAAAAGUUCCUCCCUCUUGAGGCCUCCCUUUCCCUCGGGCACGUCUCCAAGGUGCCAAGAAGCAACAAUUUCACUGCUUCCCCUGCAACCAAAAGAGAAGCUUUUCAGCAGCCGAAGCAGCUUGAGUUCAUGCAGUUGCAGAAAGCAAAGGAGAAGGCGUGUGAUGGCUUAUUACAGAACAGUUCGCAUGCAAGAAUUGCAGCCACACCUGUUGUCGGCUGGCCUCCGAUCCGUUCUUUCAGAAAGAAUCUUGCUGGAGCUCCUCAACUCUCCACCGAAUCUCCCAACGAGAGCUCUAAGGCUGCAAAAAAGCCUGAGAAUGAGAGGAAGAGCCUCUUCGUGAAAAUUAACAUGGAUGGCAUUCCGAUUGGAAGAAAAGUAGACCUCAAGGCCUACGAUAGCUACGAUAAACUAUCGUUAGCUGUUGAUGAGCUCUUCCAAGGCCUCAUGGCAGCACAAAUGGAUCCACUUGCUCUUGGUACACCAAAGAUCUCCCAAGAAAAACAAGUGAUUACUGGCUUAUUAGACGGUACAGGUGAAUUCACUCUGGCUUACGAAGACAAUGAAGGGGAUCGGAUGUUGGUUGGUGAUGUCCCUUGGGAAAUGUUUGUUUUCACUGCCAAGAGAUUGCGCGUUUUAAAGAGCUCCAAUCUCUCUACAUCAUCUCUGGGUGCAGUCAGCAGGAAAAGAUCAAAUGGAUCUUGAUUCGCAACUUCAACGUUUAAAAGCUAUCUGCAAGGGAUGUUUUCUUUCCCUCGUCGUUUCCUACUUUUGUGUGUUUACUUUGAUGAGUUUUCGCUGAUGAGAGUUUCGGAGACGGAAAUGAAUUGAAAAUGUAAAUCCAACAUUUGAUACAUCUCUAACUAAAUAUCAUCCAAAGCAUUCGUAUAUCGAUUGCUGUUUGA
Messenger RNA from Zingiber officinale, 1393 nucleotides. RefSeq names its product auxin-responsive protein IAA16-like. The coding region runs from base 375 to 1193 and encodes 272 amino acids. Gene Ontology annotation, biological process: regulation of DNA-templated transcription. Lineage: Eukaryota; Viridiplantae; Streptophyta; Magnoliopsida; Zingiberales; Zingiberaceae. The transcript has 6 exons. The record is from RefSeq and is a predicted model, not a curated record. Gene Ontology annotation, molecular function: protein binding. Gene Ontology annotation, cellular component: nucleus.